CAGCUUCCUUAUUCCUUGGCUGAAUUCAUCAGUAUAUGUUUGAAAUUUCCGAACUGUCUUACUGUGGUGUGAUGGUCUAUCAGUUUGACCAGCUCUGACUGUUUUGGAAACUGGUAGCUGAGUUUUUCUAGAGUUUUCAGCAGGGUUGUAGAUUACAGCUGAUGGUUGGGAGCUUAAUGGAGCAACCUUUCACUUCUUUUAAAAUUUUCACCUAAAAUUAGGAAUUGUGUUAUUCAUUAUUUUCACUGUAGGACACACAGACCUGCCUGUACUACCUUUUCAGUGUUUCGGGAGCACACUCACUGUGGAACGCAUCCAGACGUUUCUGCUAUGUCGUGACAUUUAUGCGCGUGCUUCGAGCUUUGCGUGACCACGGAAACGGAGAAAAACUGUUAUCAAACAUUUCCUUCAGACGCUAGCAGGCUGUCGCAAAACUCACGUUUGACUUAAACCAUCGAGAGUUACUUUAGCAAGAUGGUUGACAGUGCUUCAGCUGGCGAACAGUGCGAGGAUUUUGGUCGUGAAACUUUAGAAUUCAGUAAAGAUUUAGAGAGGAUGACCGAGGAGAUGGAGAAUAUUUCAGUGAAUCUGACUUGGAUGGCGUACGACAUGGUGGUACUGAGGACUGAUCCUCAACUCGCAAAAGCCCUCAAGCGGCUGGAGAACGAAUUCAUCCAGUGUAAAGCUGUUAUCUGCGGCUCCGGAGACAAUCUAGUUAACCAGUGUACAGUUGCAAACCAAAAGACAACCCAAGAGUAGAGGCUGAUUAAAAAAAAAUAAUAAUAAUUUAUUGAUUCUUUUUUUUUUUUUUAUUUCGAUUUAAGCUGCUAGUAAUACAUUGUAAAACACACGUAGGUUUGAUUGACAGCUGUUUGUUACUGAUAUCAAUAAUAAAAAAUAAAAAAAAAAGAAAUUCAGUGUGGUUGAUCAUUUUGUGGCAGAAAUCCGUUUUAGAUUUUUAUCAGAUUUCAAAAUAGUUGGUUUAUUUUUACUUUUAUUUGUUAUCUAUUGCCUUUCAGUGCAGAUUUUGUUCCAUAGGACACAUAUCUAUGGCACUUUUCAUAUACAGUCUCUACACUCUACAUAUAGCAUGAGUGGAUGUGAUAAACAUGUCAGAUUGGGCCAUGCAGAGUUUUAUUGUCUGAUGACAGUGUGAGGUAUUUUUUUUUCUUAUUGC
This is a messenger RNA of Pangasianodon hypophthalmus (striped catfish), 1177 nucleotides long. RefSeq names its product synaptonemal complex central element protein 3 (gene syce3). The transcript is spliced from 3 exons. The coding region runs from base 475 to 759 and encodes 94 amino acids. NCBI's taxonomy places the organism in Eukaryota, Metazoa, Chordata, Actinopteri, Siluriformes, Pangasiidae. The record is from RefSeq and is a predicted model, not a curated record. Gene Ontology annotation, biological process: spermatogenesis; reciprocal meiotic recombination; synaptonemal complex assembly.